AUGCAGCUCUAUCGCUCUAUAAGUGGUUCCGUCUCCAAGACGUGGAAUUCUAUCAACCCGGCCACCCUUAGCGGGGCUAUUGAUGUCAUUGUCAUAGAGCAAGAAGAUGGCACCCUCGCUUGUUCGCCCUUUCAUGUCCGGUUUGGCAAGUUUUCGCUCUUGCGGCCAUUCGAGAAGAAGGUGGAGUUCAAAGUGAACGGCAUAAAACAAGAAUAUGCCAUGAAACUGGGAGAGGGGGGCGAGGCGUUCUUUGUCUUUGAAACGACCGAUGACAUCCCCGCAUCCUUGCAGACCUCGCCGUUGGUAUCUCCGGCAGCCAGUCCAAGAGCCCAGAGCGAACCAGAUAUUCUCCCUUCCCUGCAGGAACCAGAUUACCUUGACCUGGACAAAGGAAACGGGGAUGCAUUGUCGGAAGGCGCAAAGACCCCACCGGCGAUGGCGAUGCCAUCGAACAAGUUACGGGCCAACACCGAUCUAGGGACAAUAACACCCUUAUCGGGAUCUCCCGACGAAUCCAACGUGGCUCGUUCACCGCUCGAUCACACACUGUCGGACAAUGUGCUUUCGACCAGCUCUCCUCAACACCAUGAUAUUGAUAUCGAGGGCGAACCACAUCAGCGCUCUCGUAGCCCUCCUCUGUCUCCACAGGAAGCGGUGUCUCGUGCCAUUUCGCUGUCAAAGAAACUGUCUGGUUCCAAUAUUCCAUCACAUGUCACUGAGACUGGAGACCUGAUGCUGGAUAUGACUGGCUACAAAAGCAACGAAGAAGAUGCCCUUCGCGCGGAGGUUGUUGCGCGCAAGAUUCUUGCGGAAGAGCUUGAAGGAAGCUAUGAUAUCGGUGCACUGAUUGGAGCCGAUGAACACGGCAACUUAUGGAUAUACAGCAGCGAAGAGUCCAAGGAACUAGCUGAUCGGAGGGCCACUCUUCACUCCAUGCGGCCGAACAUAGGGAUGAACGAUGAUGCUCUCUCCGACCCAGGAUAUCACAGCGAAGGGGAACAAGCUGUCUUGGAGCCAUCAUUGACUACGCGCCAUCACCGAACCAAAUCAGAUGUCCAACCCGGCUUUCCCACACCACCUGACUCACCCUUACAUGAUUCUUUCCCCGUCGAAACCCGCAACUAUGCCAAGACACUCCGCUUGACAAGCGAUCAACUUAAGGCCUUGGAACUGAAAGGCGGUGCCAACACAAUGUCUUUCAGCGUCAACAGAGCAAUUUGCACUGCAAACAUGUAUCUGUGGAAUGGCAACACCCCGAUCGUGAUUUCUGAUAUUGAUGGAACUAUCACCAAGUCGGAUGCCUUGGGACAUGUUCUCAAUAUGAUCGGACGUGAUUGGACUCAUGCGGGAGUCGCCAAGUUGUACACCGACAUUGCCAACAAUGGGUACAAUAUCAUGUAUCUUACGAGUCGGUCUGUAGGCCAGACAGAUACCACACGGGCCUAUCUUCACGGCAUUUCCCAAGAUGGAUACAAACUACCAAGAGGUCCAGUGAUCUGCAGCCCAGAUCGCACGAUGGCCGCUCUGCGGCGGGAGAUCUACUUGAGAAAACCUGAAGUUUUCAAGAUGGCAUGUCUGCGGGAUAUUCUCAACCUCUUCUGCGGCAAAGAGAAUCCCUUCUAUGCUGGCUUCGGAAAUCGAUUGACAGACGCAUUGAGUUAUCGUUCUGUGAACAUUCCGUCUACUCGGAUCUUCACAAUCAACUCUAACGCUGAAGUGUCUUUGGAUUUGCUUAGUCUCAACAAGUACAAGAGCAGUUACGUGACGAUGCAAGAGCUGCUCGACCAUUUCUUUCCACCGACCAGCCUUCUUGUACACGACGGUGGCGAGGAAUAUACGGACUUCACAUACUGGAGGAACACUCCGCAUGAGCUUGAAGAUUUCUCGACAACAGACAGCGAGGAUGAAGACGAGGAAGAUGCCGAUGAAGACUUGGCAGAAGAAGACGAAGAUGGUGAUGAUGAUGAUGAUGAAUACGAUGAGGACCUGAGCGAGGGUGAAGGCAGCGAGUAUCUUGACGAGGCUGAGUUGGCCGAGGAAGAUCUUGGUGCAAGCUACAUGUCGCAGGACUCGGUUGCCUUGUCCAACCCAGCAGGCUCAAUACUUGAGUCGGUGGAAGGGGAGCUCGAUGUCGAAGAGCGGGCUAUCGGUGAAGAGGAACUGUCUCCCAUCGUCGAGAAACCACAAGAAGCAACCGAGCCGAGCACAACCUCUCUUCCCAUCCGGUCCAAGAUUCCCCAGAAUCUUUGA
Molecule: messenger RNA, 2250 nt
Organism: Penicillium samsonianum
Lineage: Eukaryota; Fungi; Ascomycota; Eurotiomycetes; Eurotiales; Aspergillaceae
Product: putative lipin Smp2
Exons: 3
Coding region: 1-2250 (749 amino acids)
Biological process (GO): fatty acid catabolic process; triglyceride biosynthetic process
Cellular component (GO): nucleus
Molecular function (GO): phosphatidate phosphatase activity
Source: RefSeq, a predicted model, not a curated record